Molecule: messenger RNA, 1604 nt
Organism: Carassius gibelio (silver crucian carp)
Lineage: Eukaryota; Metazoa; Chordata; Actinopteri; Cypriniformes; Cyprinidae
Product: ankyrin repeat and SOCS box protein 5
Exons: 7
Coding region: 180-1106 (308 amino acids)
Biological process (GO): positive regulation of protein catabolic process; protein ubiquitination; intracellular signal transduction
Molecular function (GO): protein binding
Source: RefSeq, a predicted model, not a curated record
CUAACCAAUUAAAUUAAAGGACUUUAUCCACGCCCCCUAUCUUUCGACACGCCCUAAUAUCUCGCCACGCUCACUGCUCCAGCCUGCAGCCAACCCUACUUGCUGAGGUCUGAAACAACAACAACAAGCCGAGCAGCCAAUCAAAGAGGGCCGCUGCUGGUUUACGCUUUGAAUCAAACAUGCCUGAAGUUCCCCGCAGAGAACCCCAGUACUCAGACAAUAUUUCCAAGAAAAGAAAACGAAAGGACGUCGACGAUUUAUCCGAGAAAAAGAAAUCGCGCUGGGGUAUUUUGAUUAGUCAAGGUUCAUGGGCGGAUCGUUCUCCACUUCAUGAAGCUGCGUGUCAGGGUCGACUUCUGGCACUUAAGACUCUUCUCUCACAGGGUUACAAUGCAAAUAUCAUCACCAUUGAUCAUGUGACUCCACUGCACGAAGCUUGUCUGGGAGAUCAUGUAGCAUGUGCCAGGGCUCUCAUAGAAGCCGGUGCCAAUGUGAAUGCUACGACUAUUGACGGCGUGACCCCGCUGUUUAACGCCUGCUCAGCCGGAAGUAUCACCUGCGCAGAAGUGCUUUUGGAACAUGGAGCAAAACCACAGGCAGAAGCAUUCCAGCCUUCGCCAAUUCAUGAGGCCUCUAGCAAAGGCCAGGCAGCAUGUAUAGAAUCUCUCAUCUCGUGGGGAGCAGAUGUAGAUUUCGACAUACCUCAUCUAGGAACACCUCUCUACAUCGCCUGUGUCUCCCAGCAGCUCCAGUGUACACAGAAACUUCUGGAUGGAGGAGCGAAUGUGCAUAAGGGCCGUUUCCUUGAGACACCACUGCACGCUGCAGCACAGAAGGACUGUCCAGAAAUCAUCAGAAUGCUGCUCGAUUUCGGCGCUAACAUCAAUGCUCGUAACCUGGAGCUACAAAGGCCACUGGAGACAGCACCACCCAGCAGUACGGCAGAGGCUGUGCUCCUUCUUUAUGAAGCCAUGCCGCGGUCUCUGUGUCAGCUGUGUAGACUGAGUAUUCGAAACUACAUGGGCCGAUCCAGACUGCAUCUGAUUUCCCACCUCAGACUGCCUACUCUGCUCAAGAGUUUCCUCCAGUACAGACAGAUUCUGUAACUCCCUCCAUAAAGCCACCCCACCCCCCCAUUUUCUUAUAUUAAGUGCAUUAAUGUACAAAAAGAUCACGCAGUCUUGCUUGUGAACCCCAACGCACAAAAAACAAAAUCAUGCUAGCCAAUCAUUUUACUUAUUCAAGUUCAAACGUUUUUUUUUUUAUACUUGGAUAUUUUUGUGAAUCUAAUGAAGUUAUAUUUUUGUAAAUAAUAUCUUCACAAGAUUAAUGUAAAUUUAGUCAUUUUAACCCACACAUUCUUAUAUGUCGAUAUAAACAGCAUGCCUAAUAUGAUUCAAAUUGAUCAUGUCAGGAUGAAAUUAUUAAAGUGCAUGUCAAUAUAGUGAAUUUUAUAUAUUUUUUUUAAUCAAAGUAAUAAUAAUAAAAAUAAUAAUAAUUCCCAAAAGUACAACCCUUCAGUUUGCUAUCUGUAUUUUCACAGCUUCCCAAGUUGCAUCCUGACCUGUUAACACAAGACAAAUAAAGAAUGACAUGUAAAAUUU